Molecule: messenger RNA, 1711 nt
Organism: Durio zibethinus
Lineage: Eukaryota; Viridiplantae; Streptophyta; Magnoliopsida; Malvales; Malvaceae
Product: multiple organellar RNA editing factor 3, mitochondrial-like
Biological process (GO): cytidine to uridine editing; mitochondrial mRNA modification
Cellular component (GO): mitochondrion
Source: RefSeq, a predicted model, not a curated record
CUAAUUUCCCAUCUUUUAUAUAAGCCCUUCCAAAACUCUCAUUUUUCAUUCUUUUCUUCUCAGUCUCCAAAUGGCUAUCCUCGUCAAACCCAAAACCCUUUCUUCCUUCCUCUUCCCUGUCUCCCGUUAUUUCUCUUCCUUUACCCCUUCUUUUUCCUCCACUGUAGCUUCCUCCUCCAAACCCCUAAUCCCCUCAUCGCCACCUCCUCCCCUCUUCUUCCUUCGUCGCAUCCGUGGCCCACCUUUCUUCUCUCUCCUUUUUCUUGACUCCCUUUCUGUCAAAUCGUUCUCCACACGAGCAGUGAGGUCCUCCCUCAAUGACCCAAAUCCGAACUACUCGAAUCGGCCCCCGAAAGAGACUAUUUUGCUGGACGGUUGUGAUUUUGAGCAUUGGCUCGUCGUGAUGGAGCCACCUCCAGAGAAUGCUACUAGGGAUGAAAUUAUUGAUAGAUAUAUCAAAACCCUGUCUCAAGUGCUGGGCAGUGAGGAGGAAGCAAGAAUGAAAAUUUAUUCAGUUUCUACCAGACACUACUAUGCAUUUGGAGCUCUUGUGUCUGAAGAGCUCUCAUAUAAGAUCAAAGAACUUCCUGGAGUUAGGUGGGUUCUUCCUGAUUCUUACUUGGAUGUGAAGAAUAAGGAUUAUGGAGGGGAACCUUUUAUUAAUGGGCAAGCAGUUCCAUAUGAUCCAAAGUACCAUGAGGAAUGGGUGAGGAACAAUGCUCGAGCAAAUGAAAGAAAUAGGCGAAAUGAUAGGCCUCGUAAUUAUGAUAGAUCAAAAAACUAUGAGAGAAGAAGGGAGAGCAUGCAGCCCCGAGAUAAUCAGAGUAGGGAGAUGCCUCCUUCAAAUCAGGGCAUGCAGCAUGUUGGUCCUAAUACAGCUGGAAUGCCUCCAAACAACAUGGGAGGAAUGCCUCCCAGCAACAUGGGAGGGAUGCCACCCGACAAUAGGGUAGGGAUGCCAUCCAACAACAUGGGAAGGAUGCCUCCAAACAACAUGGGAGGAGGAAUGGCACCAAACAACAUGGGAGGAAGAAUGCCAGGAAUGCAGCAGAAUAUGGGGAAUGUGCCACCAAAUCAAGGGUGGUCCAGUAACAUGCCUGGAAAUGCACAGAACUUCCAAAAUGGCCCUGACUGUGGAAACACGCCUUACCAAGGUGCUGCACCAAAUGCACAAUACCAGUACCAGAAUAACUAUGCUCCAAACAUGGAUGCAGGAAACAUGCCUGGUGGGAACUGUCGAUCUUAAAAAAACGUUUGUUUUACAUGAACUCAGACUAUUUUAGGUAAUGCUGUUGUUAUUUUAGAUAAUGGUGUAGAUAAAGAGAACGUGUCUAGGACUUACGAUUCUUGGUAGGUUUAUCAAUGUUCCUUUGUUUGUAUCCUAUAGCUUGAAAUUUGGUGGGAUUUUUAGCAUGAUGAUUAUGGCAAGGUUGGUGUUAGGUAAAAUUUUUGCCUGUUUGUGAGUUGAUUUCGCCCAGGUUUAAGAUUUUAUUGCAUCCUAUUUCUUUUGAUAUAAGUUGUUCCUGCUCUUUGGUUUGUUUAUUCAGAGCAGUUAUAUCUAGCAACUCCAUCCAUCUUCCCUUUCUUAAACAAAAGCACAUGCGGUUUUCUGUUAUGGAGAUCUUAUCUUCAGCAUUGAUAGUGGAAAUGUGAAAUUUGUUUGAGAUGGAGCAUUCAAAAUCUUUUAUCACCUUACCGAGCUAGCAAAGAC